GUUCUAUUUCGUUUUCCUGCGUUUUCGCAAUCGAUUCCUUGGCUGGUACUCGUACCCAUAAAACGAGUGACGAAAAGGAGCAACCUUUAGGUCUCGGUUUUUCGUCCGAUCAAAAUCUGUCGGUGACCUCGUCGCCCUUUUCGAUUGACGGAAUUUAUAGCCGGUGACGAUCGAUGAUGCGUUUAGGGGUUUUGAACUAUUGUUGCUGAAGUUAGCGAUAUGUCAGUCCAUCUCCACAAGGUCUGAAGUCGAUCUUGUAAACAAUCAUCAUCAUAAGUUCACUUCGGAGAGGAGAAGAAAAAAAAAAUCACGUAUCUUUCUUUGAUGGAAAUGGCAGAGAUAUUCGGUUACACGGGUUGCAGACAGUUGUCUCAGAUGUUACUGGCCAUAAUCUUUUUCCACACAUCAGAAUACAUUUUGGCAAUCACCAUCCACGGGGCAUCAAACGUAAGCCUCAGCUCGCUUCUGAUCAGCAAACACUACAUUCUCGCAAUGCUGAUAGGGCUGGUCGAGUAUGCCACUGAGAUCGUUCUGUUCCCGGGUCUGAAAGAACACUGGUGGGUUAGCAACCUUGGUCUCGUAAUGGUUAUAACAGGGGAAAUCAUCCGGAAAACAUCGAUAAUAACGGCCGGGAGAUCGUUCACACAUCUGAUAAAGGUCUACCACGAGGAUCAUCACAGGCUUGUGACAGAAGGAGUGUAUAGUCUGAUGAGACAUCCGAGCUACUGUGGUUUCCUCGUAUGGUCUGUCGGGACACAAGUAAUGCUCUGUAAUCCCAUUUCGACGGUCGCGUUUGCGGUCGUGGUUUGGCGUUUUUUCGCCCAGAGAAUACCGUACGAGGAGUACUUUCUGAGACAGUUUUUCGGGGCAGAGUAUGCGGAGUAUGCCCAAAGAGUUCCAUCUGGUGUUCCCUUUGUAAAGUGACAGCCUUUGAUCAUUAAAGAAGACUGAGCUCUCAUUCUCACAAGAGUUUUUAAUUGUUGUAGAAACGUUUUGAAUAAUUUAAUUUUCUUUCAUGGGUCUUUUGGGUUUCUGGUGGUAUCAUUGUAUGUGAAUAAAAGUUCUGAAAUUUGGUCUGUAGGGUUUUUGUUCAUAAUGCCCUUAUCCUUAUGUUUUGUUCAUUGAUUUGUAGAAUGGCAAUUUCUCUGAUUGAACAUUCUGUAUAACAAACUGAUAAUAGAUAUGUAUCUGAUAGUCU
Messenger RNA from Tarenaya hassleriana, 1198 nucleotides. Its product is annotated as protein-S-isoprenylcysteine O-methyltransferase A. Gene Ontology annotation, molecular function: protein C-terminal S-isoprenylcysteine carboxyl O-methyltransferase activity. The transcript is spliced from 3 exons. Gene Ontology annotation, cellular component: endoplasmic reticulum; membrane. Lineage: Eukaryota; Viridiplantae; Streptophyta; Magnoliopsida; Brassicales; Cleomaceae. The coding region runs from base 325 to 924 and encodes 199 amino acids. Gene Ontology annotation, biological process: C-terminal protein methylation. The record is from RefSeq and is a predicted model, not a curated record.